Molecule: messenger RNA, 528 nt
Organism: Kazachstania africana CBS 2517
Lineage: Eukaryota; Fungi; Ascomycota; Saccharomycetes; Saccharomycetales; Saccharomycetaceae
Gene: VPS68
Product: Vps68p
Exons: 1
Coding region: 1-528 (175 amino acids)
Biological process (GO): protein targeting to vacuole; late endosome to vacuole transport via multivesicular body sorting pathway
Cellular component (GO): Vps55/Vps68 complex; fungal-type vacuole membrane
Source: RefSeq, a predicted model, not a curated record
AUGGAAGGCGAACAACGUGCUGGCUUAUUCCGUGUACCAUUUCAUAUCCCAUCAUUUCAUGGAUUACGAACUCUUGGAGUAUAUUUAUCCGGUAUAUUAUACGCAUUAGGGUUCUGGAUCUUUCUAGAUGCCGUACUAUAUUCAAAACAUGCAAAUGCAUCGGAUCUGCAUGUUACGUUCAUUGAUUGGAUCCCAUUUUUAUGCAGUACGCUUGGUAUGGUUAUUGUUAGUGCAAUUGAAAAAAAUAGGUUGAUGGAUUACAAUAAUGGUGAUUUUGGUGGUAAUGAAGCGAUUAUUUGGCAAGCUAGAACCGUAUUAUUCCUGGGUUUGGCGUUAUUAGCCGGUGGUUUAUCAGGUUCUAUUGUUGUUUUGAUUAUCAAGUUUGUAAUUAAGGAUUAUACAACGUAUCCUACGGUCGGCAUGGGUAUAAAUAAUGUGCUGGGAAAUAUCUUCAUUUUAUUAAGUUGUGUGGUAUUAUGGAUUGCACAAAAUGCUGAAGAUGAAUAUUCUUAUUCUUUAACUAUUUAA